This is a messenger RNA of Juglans regia (Persian walnut), 1856 nucleotides long. Its product is annotated as B-box zinc finger protein 23. NCBI's taxonomy places the organism in Eukaryota, Viridiplantae, Streptophyta, Magnoliopsida, Fagales, Juglandaceae. Bases 923 to 1558 code for a protein of 211 amino acids. Gene Ontology annotation, cellular component: nucleus. Gene Ontology annotation, biological process: photomorphogenesis; regulation of DNA-templated transcription. Gene Ontology annotation, molecular function: zinc ion binding. The transcript has 3 exons. The record is from RefSeq and is a predicted model, not a curated record.
UGUACUGAGUUCCGUAUCUUUCAUACGUAGUUAGCGAAAGGUCGUUAUAUGUGAUAUCGAAUCGAAGUUCAUAUGAACCAAUGACCCAAGGAUAUAGAAUCUUGCAGAUUUUAACUGAUGUUUUAUCGGCCCCUCUCCGAGUAACAAAGGGUCCAGUUCUGGAUGAUUCACAGCCAUAUCUAAUUUAGUUUUUGGCAGUAGCUGCAUCAAAGAUAAACACUAAAUUAAGAAGCAAUGGCAGCAACUCGAUCGAGUGGUGAGAAGAUUUGACCAUCAAUUUGAAGUCUCCCCCCAUGCCAAUUUCCCUGAAAAAUGGACCAACCCAGCAAGCAAACCAUGCAAGAGAAGAUGGGUCGUUGAUGGGGGGUUUCACUGAUACACCCAAAGCUGCUCCAGCUGUACCCUACUCGUAAGGUCCCUUUCAAUCUUAUUCACCAUAUGGGCGGGUAAUGGGCCAGUGUUUCUAUCUCGAUCCUUAACGUUUGCAGAACUAAUGAGAUGAGAAGGUGGAUGCAACCCGGAGGCUUAUUAUUAAACCAAACAUAAGACAUUGAAUAAGUUUUGGUGUUUUCAAAUCCUAGAGACUAGUAGAGACACAGCAAUAAAUCCGGCCUUGCCUCCUCCUUAGCAUCAGUAUAUAUAUACUUGGUUCCCUCCUUGCAAAUGGCCUAUCUAAACAGGAAGCUAUACUACAAAGGAAAAGAAUGUAGCUUUCAGGUGCAUGCUGGCUGCUCAGAAUAAAAUGAAAAAGAUGCAUGCAGGCUGGCUGGCUUAGCCAGGACGAUGUCCGCUCCCUUGAUCCUGAAAGCAGGAAUGAGCUUGGUCACUCACAUAUAGUUGAGGAGAUAGUUGUGUGUUCCCUAAAGCAUUCAAGAACUACCUUAGAUAUAUCUCAGCUAAAGAGGAAGAAGAAGAAGAUAAUAUGAAAAUAAAAUGCGACGUAUGCGAGAAAUUGGAGGCAGAGGUGCUAUGUUGUGCGGAUGAAGCGGUACUAUGCAGGGGAUGCGACGAGAAGGUGCAUGCAGCUAACAAGCUGUCACAAAAGCAUGAGCGUGUCCGUCUUGUCAAACACCCAUUGUCGUCUUCAUCAUCCUCCUCUUCGCAUCCCCAGCUCCCUCCAUGUGAUGUCUGCCAGGAAAGAAAUGGGUAUUUCUUCUGCUUAGAGGAUAGAGUACUACUCUGCAAGCACUGCGACGUCACAACCCAUACGGGAACUCCCUACGCAUCACCCCACCAAAGAUUUCUUAUUGCAGGCCUUAAAGUCGCCCUUCAACCUUCAAUCAACCACCACAACAUGAUUGGCUUCAACAGUGGAAAUUCAAGCUCGCCAAUGUCGAAUAGUUCUUUCAGUUUCCCUGCUGACAAUGAGAGCAGGGCUGCAAUGACAUUGGAAGUUGAGGCUGCAUCCGCAGAGACUAGAGCCACCUUCUCAGAUGAACAUCACUUCGCAACCGGGCUUCGUUGGUCAUUGGAUGAGAUAUUUGACUUGAAGGAUUUUAACUACUAUGAGUUUUCUGAAGUUGGGUCAUCAAGUACGCCAAAUUGUACUAAAGACUAAAAUGGUUCAAAACUUCUCGGAAUUUCUCACUUCUUUUGCUUGUAUGAUUGUGCACAAUCAUGUUGAGUAAUGCAGAUUGGUUUAAGUUGUAUAACAGUAUGGCGUGUUUGUUCACUGACCACUGACCUGGCUUGCAUCAAGCCGUGUGUAUCAAUCUUCUUUUUGCCUACUUUCGCUAUAUAGGAGCUUAGUUGACCACCAAAAGUUUCUUAGCUUCCUCAAAUAGUCACGGUCACACUGCAUACUGUUAUACUGUAUACUGUUGGGUUGAGCCUGGUCAGAUGGGUGAGUUUGGAUG